Molecule: messenger RNA, 3393 nt
Organism: Penicillium bovifimosum
Lineage: Eukaryota; Fungi; Ascomycota; Eurotiomycetes; Eurotiales; Aspergillaceae
Product: sporulation-specific 71 family protein
Exons: 3
Coding region: 1-3393 (1130 amino acids)
Biological process (GO): protein localization to prospore membrane; ascospore-type prospore membrane formation
Cellular component (GO): prospore membrane
Source: RefSeq, a predicted model, not a curated record
AUGAGCACUCCACCGGACCAGGCCAACGGGUCGCCGCGGCCAGAAGCAGACCCACGCUCGUAUCAUGGACACUAUCACGGUUUACAGGUUGGUUCAUAUACAGAACAGCAAUUGCGACAUGCUUCUGCCAACCAUCUGCAUAUGACAAACAGGCGAUUUUUCGUCGGACCCAUUCCAGAAGGCUGGCUACAAGGCCACCGCAAAUCCUGGUACAGGACGAGGUUGAGGUUCAGCAACUAUUCAUCACAUACCGCCUCGUUCUCCGCAGGGCCCGUUGAAACCCAUUAUAGCGAGCAUGACGAUCAGGCCGGUCCAUCGUUACCAGAUUUGGAUGAGCUCGCCUUGACGGCCACAAACACCAGUACUGUGGACGCCGCGGAGGUGUUAGGAACUGAAACAGAAGAAGAGGCCACAGCAGAGCCUGUGGGCGAACUACGGACCCUGACUCACCCUGAGCCCGAGACCAACGGUGACAAUCCCUUGUCACAGGAGGCCACAGAGGCUAGAGACGUCAGCGGAGAAGAUCACGGCGAGGAAGUUGGCGAUGCCACCUUGCCGCAACAGGAAGCAGAGAUUAGAGAUGGCAGCGGGGAAGACCGCAGUGAGGACAGCGGAGAGGACACAGAAGAUACAGACAGCACCCCAAAAGCCAGCCCAAGGGCGCAGGACGACGUAUACGACAAUGAUCUCGGUUCAUCUUCGUUUGUCACAGCCAGAGAAGAUUUCUCCAGCUCUGCUGAUACAGAAGGAUCGAUAGCAUCGAUAGCAACCGUGCGACCAAGCAAUUUGACACCGCCUGAGCCUCGCCCAGGAUCACAGUCCUCUCACAAUACAACCGUGACCGGUCAUACUUAUCCCAGUCCUAUUAGUCCUAAACCGUCCAUGGCUCAAAGUGACGCCGAUUCAACGACAAACCUACUUCGAAGCAGUUUGAAGAAUAAGAAGAGACAAGAAAGCAAGGCAUCUGGUGUAUCUCGAGUGACGCUUCAACAUCACGAUCCACAGGACGACGAAAAUACCCAAGACGGCCCUGGUGGUGAUAUGCAAGUACAACGAACAUUCACUAGGAAGAUGGCAAAAUUCAACCUGGAUGACAAUAUCAGGUAUGGACAGGGAAAGGUGCGCUCCCGAAUUGCAAAGACCCAAGGUACAAUCUCUGCCAAUCGACCGCACCGGCGAAAAGUGCAGGAUGGCGAGGUUGUCAAGGCAGAAAGAAUGCUAGUCUGCGUGGAGGAGAGUGUGCAGAGCACCCUGCCCGCAGAUUACUCCGAGAAUGACAGUCUGCGCAUGGAAACUCGGACUGUGGAUAAGUGGAGGGAGUUUCUCGUCGUGUGCCGCAAAAGCUCGGCCGAACAUACACCAUUUGCCCUUCAGAUGUACCGAACUCGUGUGAUCCCUGAUGUGCAACGUCCGAAUAGCAAAACGCCGCCUUAUUACGAAAUACGGCUCAACCACAAGAACACCCAUGUCAAUCUAUAUUCUCCCCUCGACAAGACCAUCGUAAUUUGGUAUCCUCACAGGCAUGGAACCAAAAUAUUCAUCCUCCGCCCUAAAUCUGCGGUACACUCUGUCGAGUGGUACACUUUUAUCCGCCAGGUGCUCGGAUGGCGGCGUCCCACUUCACUUCCUAUCUAUGUUCCUGACUUGGGGGUUUCGCUCGUCUUCAACAACCCCUUCAAGGAGAUUGAACCGGAUCUCACGGACAAUUUUGAUUCCGAGCAUACGGAACUAGCUUCGGACAGACCAGCAGAUGACAGAUAUGCCGCCGCAACCAUCAUCAGAGGAUGCAUCAAAAUGCUCGAAGGACGCCCGGAGUGGGCCGAGGUUUUGAAAGCUUGGUCCAAGACAGAAAAGAUGGGACUUGCUUGGAAGCGGUACGACCGACUUGAAUGGGUUUUCGGAAACAACGAGGAAAAGAUGUAUGGCUCUAUUGCGAUGCAAUCGUCCCACGAGCUCGAGCUACGACCGAGACAUCAUUAUCCUACGGGGGUCAAGCAUCGAGGCCGAAAGGAGGAGGAGCCUGCGCCGAUUGAAGGGUUUUUAAUCCGUCUCACGUCCCAAAAGGGCGUGCAUCAGCGGCUGAACAAGAUGUUCUUCAAGCGGCUGUAUUUCUUCACUCAAGAUCAUUAUUUGUUCUUCACUCGUCCAGCCAAGGCAUUGCCUCCGGCACCGCCGUGUGCUCCGCCAGGAGAUGGGAGCAUACCAUCUGCUCGUGAGAUCUUGGAUCAAAUUCCAAACUCCUGGGAAGUAAAUCCUUAUCCGCUUGAGGAUGGCGAGAUCAGUUGGCUCCGCAGCGGCAACAAGGAAUUCGUCAAACGGCACGACGCAGAGGCCUAUGCACUCGUACAGAGGAAUGUACACAACAUCAGCCAGGCAGAUGGUUACAUUGAUAUGUCCCAGGUGCAAGAAGUCCGCAACGUCAACCGUGGCAGCUGCGCUGCGGAUCCCAACGUAGGGGAAGGUCCUUCUGUGGACUUUGACCGCGAACCCAGAGACACACGGCAAGAUGAUGGUGCAACCCGAGAGUUCGAUGACGAUAGAACCUUUGAAAUGGUUCUCGAUAAUGGCCUUGUCAUUCGGCUCCAGGCAUAUGAUACAACCACCCGAGAUGAGUGGGUCAAUCACCUCGAUACUCUGGUCAAGUACUGGCACGCACGUUGCGCAGAUGAUGCCAUGGUGCUUCGGGCAGUCCGGCAGCGCAACAUCAAAGUGCUGGACAUUGAUGAAGCCAUGGAAUCUGUCGUCGGACAGUUUGCCAGAAAGUGGGAAGUGAAGAAAUCAGAGGCAUCGCCACACUUGCACAAUAUGUGCUCACUGUCCGGGUGUCGAACCAUCAAGAUGUCCGGACAUCUGUAUCGCAAACCCCGCCGCCACACCACAUUUCAUCAAUGCCAUGUUAUCCUCACGGCAGGUAAACUAUUGAUAUUCCGAAGCACUCUUCGCAAACGAAACGGCACCGUGAUCCCACACAUUCACCAAGAACUCGAAACAACUAUCGACCUGGAAGAUUGCUACAUCUAUUCUGGCUUAAUCACCGAGAACGAUCUACUAUACGCCAAUCAGACGUUUGACAGCAACAACCCUGGUCUCCAUGCGCUCCCACGGGUAUAUCUCGAUUCAGACGCCUUCACAAGUCGUGAUGAGGACACCGCCAUUACCUUCGUGGUCUGGCAACCCUUGAGUAAGAGCUUCUUCCGAGCGCACGAAAUAGGAGAGGAAGGGAAAGCGAAAAGGUCCUUGCGUCAUGUGUCGACGCUGGGCAAGCAUGGGCGUACGAUUGUGUUCAAAGCGCGCAGUCGUGUGGAAAAGGAUCGGUGGGUGAUGAGUAUCUCUUCGGAGAUUGACAGACUCCAGGAAGAGAAACCGGAAGAUAUACGGCUUGUUUCUCCAUAG